CUAUGCCGUGGGUGAGCGGCCGGCGGCGGCGGCAGCAGCAGGGAGCCGGGCAGCCGGCGGCGGGGGGCGGCCAGCGGGGCCGGGAGAGCUCGGAGCUGCCGCUGCCCGCGGGCUGGGAGGAGGCGAGAGACUUCGACGGGCGCGUCUUCUACAUCGACCACAACACCCGGCAGACCUCGUGGAUCGACCCCCGGGACAGGAUUACAAAGCCAUUAACAUUUGCUGACUGUGUUGGCGAUGAACUUCCUUUAGGCUGGGAAACUGUUUAUGAUCAACAGAUCGGAAUUUAUUACAUGGACCAUAUAAAUCAGCUCACACAAAUUGAGGACCCAAGAGAGCAGUGGCGAAGAGAGCAGGAACGCAUGCUAAAGGAAUAUUUAAUUGUUGCCCAGGAGGCACUUAAUGCCAAGAAAGAGAUUUACCAAAUUAAACAGCAGCGUUUUGAGCUAGCCCAAGAAGAAUACCAGCAGCUGCACAAACUGUGUGAGGAUGACAGCCGCUCCUAUGCUAGUGCAUUCUCUGGAUUUUCAACUAAUACCAAGUAUGACCCAUAUCAGAUUAAAGCAGAAAUAGCAAGCCGUCGUGACAGACUUUCUAGACUAAAACGAGAGUUGGCACAUAUGAAGGAAGAACUGCAGUAUAAAGAAAAAGGAGUGGAAACACUACAAGAGAUUGAUCGUAAGAUGUCAAGUGCUCAUACAAAUUAUAAACUGGAUGAAGCCCAGGCCAUAAUGAAUGAGCUCCGAACCAUAAAAAAAGCUAUUUGUAUGGGUGAGAAAGAAAGGCAGGACCUUAUGCAGAGCCUGGCGAAGCUAACGGAUGGAUUCAGGAAUAGCUGUUGUAUUACAGAUUCCCUGCAAGGUCUCCAGCACAAUUCUAGUUCACUCCGUGAUUCCUGUUUACCUCAACAACACUGUGAUGCUUGUUCUCAAACUGACAUCACUGGAGAGUUUUGCUUUGAUGAUAAAACGAGACUUGUGGACAAAGUAAGACUGAGCUGGCAAUAUGAAGAGGCCAAAAAGAGAGUUUCCAAUAUACAGCAGCAGCUGGCCUUGCUAGAUAAUGAAUCUUGGCCAGGAAUGGCUGAGGCGGACAGGGACCGUCUUCAGCUCAUCAAGGAGAAAGAGGCUCUCCUUCAGGAACUGCAGCUCAUCAGUCAGCAGAGACGAUCCCCAGAAUACAUUGCACGUUUGGAGGAAGAAAAAAGGCGCUUGGAGAAUGAAAUUCAGCAGGCUCGGGCCAGUUCUGCUCAGGGGGCCACUGAAAGGAUACUGUUACAGGAGAAGAGAAAUUGUUUGCUUUUGCAGCUGGAAGAAGCAACUCGUUUAGCCUCCUAUUUACACUCCCAGUUAAAAAGUUUAUCUGCUAGCACCCUCACAAUGUCUUCUGGCAGCAGUAGGGGAUCACUGGCAUCCAGCCGAGGAUCACUGGCGUCCAGCAGAGGGUCUCUAAGCUCUGUCAGCUUCACGGACAUCUAUGGCCUCCCACAGUAUGACAAAUCAGACAGUGUUACUGACUAUGCACAACAUCUGCGCUUUGACCUGAUUCCAUUUGAUUCUCUCAGUAAAGAUGUGCAGUACUCUGAUUCCACUGGACAUUGUAACUUCAAUAAACAAAGGAGGUCCUUGGAUACUCCUCAAUCCCUGGCAUCCCUGUCAUCACGAUCCUCCUUGUCAUCGUUGUCCCCUCCAAGUUCCCCUCUGGACACCCCCUUCCUUUCUGCUUCUCGGGAUUCUCCACUUGCCCAGAUGUCAGAAGGAUUUGAGGAGAUAGCGGGUGUAGGAGCCCUAGAAAUGCGCAGAGCUCGGGCCUCGGUUUUGGGUGACGAUGCCCAAGGAACAACUUCAUCACAGAUGCCUGCCUACCCCGUGGAUGAUGGACUGCAAGAAAUGGGACCACACCUGGCAAACAUCCAAACUGGUGGAGCCGUAACUCUACGCGAAGACAGUGCAAGAAGGUCGGCGAGGCGAGCCAGGCGAGUCUCAGCAUGUCUAUCCGAUUAUUCACUGGCUAGUGACAGUGGCGUGUUUGAAGCUUUAAGCAAAAGGAAUGAGGAUGUUGAAGACCCUGUUUACAGUGAUGUUGUUGCUAGUAGUGAAGAACCACAAAUACAUGUUGGAUUCCUUCAUGAUGGUGGAAGUGAAUGUCUCCUAGUCCAUGUGUUAGAGUUGAAGAACUUUACUGGUCCUGUUGUGAAAGAAGGCUGCAAAAUACAUGUUCGAGUUUACUUACCUCCACUGGAGUCAGGCACACCAACCACUUACUGCUCUAGAGCUUUGGAAUUCCAAACUCCAUUAAUAUUUAAUGAAGUUUUCCGAAUCCCUGUGCAUUCAAGUGCAUUGAAAUUAAAAUCGCUGCAGCUGUAUAUUUGUUCAGUUGACCACCAGCAGCAAGAAGAACUUUUGGGCAUUGCUCAGAUUAGCCUGGCUGAUCAUGAGAGUUCCACUGAGAUGCAGCUUCACUGGUAUCCCGUCCAGAUAUUCACUGGUUCAGACCCACAAAGGGCGAAGGACAAAAAUCAGUGUGAAGAAAGCACUCCACAGAGUUCUGGAAAUACGACUACAGUGAAAUCGGAUGCAGUGACAGCCCUAUUAGCUAGGACCACAGCUCAGCUGGAAGCAGUGGAGAGAGAGCUGGCAGAAGAGAGAGUGAAAUUGGAGUACACAGAGGAAGAAAUCCUAGAGAUUGAAAGAAAGGAAGAUCAGGCAGAAGCUGUAUCAGAGAGGAGUUGGCAAGCAGAAUCCGUUGACAGUGGAUGUAGUAAUUGCACUCAGACCAGCCCACCUUAUCCAGAGACAUGUUGUGGCGAUUCGUUACGUGGACAUACGUUUGCAGUUCAGGCAGGUCAAUACAGUUCUGGGAAAGUGCAACCUCCGCCCCUAAAAGUGGAUAAAGAGACUAACACAGAAGAUCUCUUUCCAGAAGAAGUCGCUAUUCUUCCGAAAGAGAGAACCUGCCGCAGGCCCCGUGGUUCUGCUUUUGUUCGUAGUAGCACUAUUGUUCGAUCACAAACCUUCUCACCUGGAGCACGAAGUCAGUAUGUUUGCAGACUGUACCGUAGUGACAGUGAUAGUUCAACCCUGCCAAGGAAGUCACCCUUCAUCCGCAAUACAUUGGAAAGGCGUACUUUGCGCUAUAAGCAGCAGUCCUGUAGAUCUUCUUUGGCUGAGCUUAUGACAAGGACAUCCCUAGACCUGGAGCUGGAUCUCCAGGCAUCCAGAACUAGACAGAGACAACUGAAUGAGGAGAUAUGUGCUUUGAGAGAGUUGAAGCAACGUCUGGAAGAUGCCCAACUCAGAGGGCAAACUGAUCUUCCCCACUGGGUCCUUCGGGACGAACGAUUCCGAAAUUUGUUGAAGGAAGCAGAGAGACAGACAAGACAGACCAAAUUUGAUCAUCACCAAGAACAAGUAGCUGAAAAAAUGCUAAAGAAAGCAUCCAGAGAAGUAUACCAACUGCGUGGACAAAACCAGAAAGAACCUAUUCAGGUGCAGACGUUUCGAGAGAAGAUAGCAUUUUUUACAAGGCCAAGGAUUAACAUACCUCCUCUGCCAGCUGAUGACGUGUAACAUGUUGCAUUGUAAACAUGAAGUAUUUAUCUGUCUGUUUUAUUUUAAUGAAAGUAUUAGACUAGCUAAAUUUCUUUUUAAAAGUUUGUGCAAAAGCUAUUAAUAUACACCUUUUGUAAAAAAUAAAAACAUAAAAAAAGUAAAAGUAAAAAAAUAUAUAAAUAAAUAUAUAAAUAUAAAUAUAUAUAUAUAUAUAUAUAUAUAUAUAUACAUACACAUAUAUAUAUUUUAUAAUAGUGACUGCAACAAGGCUUGGUUUUUCCUUGUUGUGAAAUUGACAUCUCUGAAGACAACUUAUUUUAUAAAAGAUCAGCUAUCCUGUUAAGAGUGUGUACAGUUUUUAUGCUGUUUUAUUUGAUUUAAAGGCUGGAAGACAGAAACAAAGUGAGUUCAGGCAAAUUCACUGUAUUGUAAUUUAUUUAUAGCACAUUUUUCCUUGAAGGAAAAUACCUACUUUAAGAUGUAUUUUAAGACUGAAAUUUUGUUCUUCAGUAUUUGUCAUACAGUAGAAUGGAACCAUUGAGCUGGUUUUGUUUCUGAUACCUGAAAUGAAAAUACUAUGUUCUAAAUUUGUCACUUUUAUCAGCUUUACUAUCUGUAUCUUAUAAUGUAAAUUGUAUUCUUUAGCACUGUCUGUGUUAUAGCUAAAUAUUAUCACCUGCAAUGUUUUUAAUAUUGAUUAAAAAUGCCAUUCAAUGUU
Messenger RNA from Malaclemys terrapin pileata, 4269 nucleotides. RefSeq names its product WWC family member 3 (gene WWC3). The record is from RefSeq and is a predicted model, not a curated record. Gene Ontology annotation, biological process: regulation of DNA-templated transcription; negative regulation of organ growth; cell migration. The transcript has 23 exons. Gene Ontology annotation, molecular function: molecular adaptor activity; kinase binding. Bases 3 to 3569 code for a protein of 1188 amino acids. Gene Ontology annotation, cellular component: cytoplasm. Lineage: Eukaryota; Metazoa; Chordata; Testudines; Emydidae.